Dromaius novaehollandiae (emu) is the source of this 3819-nucleotide messenger RNA. It is a transcript of the gene FKTN, whose product is annotated as fukutin. NCBI's taxonomy places the organism in Eukaryota, Metazoa, Chordata, Aves, Casuariiformes, Dromaiidae. The transcript has 10 exons. The coding region runs from base 172 to 1557 and encodes 461 amino acids. Gene Ontology annotation, cellular component: Golgi membrane. The record is from RefSeq and is a predicted model, not a curated record.
GGGGCGGCGGCGCGGCGCAUGCGCGCGCGGGCGGAGCUUCAGGGCGGCCGCCAGGGCCCGGCGCUGCCAGGGAGCCGCAGCCCAGGGAGGCGGCGGGGAAGGUCACGGGCUGGGGAAGAUGAGAGACGCCGAGCUGCUUUCCAGCGGUGACCGAGAGGGCCCCGAAGACUGAUGCAGAAAAUCAACAGGAACGUGGUUUUGGCUCUGCUUACCGCCACCAGCCUGGUUUUCCUCCUCUUCCAGCUGUACUAUUACAGAUUCUACCUAGCGCAGAAGAAUGGAGCAGUUUUUUCAAAAGGCAGAGGAAGCCAGUCGGGUCAAGACAGCGCUAGAUGGCAUGUGGUUAGGAAGUUCCUAGGUUUAAUAUCCAGUCAAAAUAUACCGGUGUAUUUGAUUGAUCCUUUGGUGCUGGGACUGAUCAGUAAAGACAUUGAACAGAUCAGAAGUUCUUCUGAUGGCUCUAGCCCAGAAUGCAAGUAUUUCUGUGCUCCAAGAGACUUUACUACAUUUGCACUACUGGACAAAAUGUGGAAACAUGAAAUGGACCUUUUUAGAACUGCUGAGAAAAUGGGGUUCCAAUGGCUAAAGAUUCUAAACAAAGACCCCCGCUUGGAGGGAAUGGAUGACCUCUCUGGGACUGAAAUACCCUUGCACUACAUCUUUAAACUGGCAACUCAUGCUAUUCACCUGGUAGUGUUUUAUGAGAGGAGUGGCCACUACCUCUGGCAUGGCCCUUUGAGGCUCAAGCAACAUAUGGACAGAAAGUUUGUGCCUUUCCGGAAACUCCACUUUGGUCGCUACCCUGGAGCAUAUGAAAAGCCUGAACUUCUGCUUGUUUCCAUUGAUGACUUAAAAGUUCAAAUUCCAAAAAAUCCUUCCAGUUUUCUUGAGGAGAUAUCGCACUCUAGAUUUCUUGAAUGUAGGUACAGAGAAGCUCGGGCUUUCUUUCAGCUGUACCCUGAUGAUGCCUCUCUUGAUGCAGUAGAGUUCAGAAAAAAAGCAAAAUCCUUGUUGCAUCUGGCUGCCAUGACACUAAAUAACUUAGGAGUAAAGUUCUGGUUGAGCAGUGGAACCUGUCUUGGCUGGUAUAGACAGUGCAGUAUCAUUCCUUACAGCAAAGAUGUGGAUUUGGGGAUCUUUAUAAGGGACUACAAAGCAGAUAUCAUUCCAGCAUUUCAGAAAGCAGGAUUACCACUGAAGCACAAAUUUGGCAAGGUAGAAGACAGCUUGGAACUCUCUUUCCAGGGAGAAGGUGAUAUAAAACUUGAUAUUUUUUUCUUCUAUGAAGAGCAUGACCACAUAUGGAAUGGAGGAACUCAGGCCAAAUCGGGCAAGAAAUUUAAGUAUCUCUUUCCAAAGUUUACUCUGUGUUGGACUGAAUUUGUAGAACUCAAGGUACAUGUACCCUGUGAAACCCUCCAAUAUGUGGAAGCCAACUAUGGCCCAGACUGGAGGGUUCCUGUGAAGACGUGGGACUGGAAGAGCUCACCAUCCAACGUUCAGGACAAUGGCAUCUGGCCUGUCGAUGAAUGGGACGAUGUCAUUCAAAUCUACUGAUCAUCUGGCUGUUAAUAGAGCGUGACUGGUCUCCUUGAAACAGUUUGUAAUUUCUCCUCUCCUUAAGGUAUCAAGAUACAUUCCUUUUGUAAGGUCUUAUCUAUUUCCUGAGGAGACAUUUACCUUUUUUUGCUUAACAGUUACCUUCAUCAUGCAUUCUUCCAGACAGUUAAAGGAAGAAAUUAAAGGCUGGAUGUGGGGAUUGAAGAGAAGGCAAGCUGCAAGGAAAAAGGUGCAAAGGGAAUAUAGAGAAGAAGUACUGCAAUAAACUCAUGGGCAGAUGAGUAUUUAAAUAAAAACCUUGGCCAAAUGGCUUAGACUUUCCAGAGCUCAUCAAAAUUUUCUCAGGCUCAAGAGGGAGAUAGGAUGGGCAAAUCCCAGACAAGUCCUCUUUUUUCUGAGUAGGCGUUUUCAAUUUUCUGCUUUUAAGCACAGAAUUAUCCCCUACUAUAUGUAACAGGUUGCUCUUUGAGUGGAACCUUUUUCAAUUACACAGAGCCUAUGUGACCUGCUUUAGAUGUAGGAAACUUUGGGAAACAGUGUAAUAUUAAAUGAAUGGGAGGACGAAUGGAAAGCCCUAUCUACAUCAGAGAUUUUCUUACAACAAUUAUUUUCAUAAACUAACCACUGUUUGCAAAUAUGACAGGGAAUGGUAUCUGUUUUUUUCUCCCUUUUUUUAAGAACACGAAGAUGUAUGCAGCAGGGAUGCAUUUCACAUGAAAAAACAUAUUCUAGAUUUGAUGUCCCAAUUAGUGUUCCUAACGUACAAAUUGCGAGCUGAUUUUAGGAAAUUAUAGCUAUAUAUGCUUUCUUACAGACAGAUAGAAAUUGGGGGCACUGAUAAAAUUCUGUUGUUUAACUUGGGAUCACAGAGCAGAGAUCUGAGAAUCAUGGCUCUGUUCUCUGUAAGCAGAAAUGUGUACAAAUGCUAACUGUUCCAUCAAAUUUGCAAUAGCUUUAUUGCAAGUGAAGUAUUAGCAUAACACUAGGCUUUGUAUGGAGAGGGAGCUGAAGCCUGACAACUCUCUCUCCUCUUGUUACAGCUUGCACUUUUGGUCAGUGAAAUAAGCUUUUCUGUUCAGUGUUUUGUUGAGGGGUAACUAACAGCUUUCAUAUGAGCUUGUGCAUUUGAAUUUGUUCCAGACUCCUGUGCAGGAAAGACAAGAGUGUUAGAGUUGCUAGUGAGUUAAGACUACUAGAUGUACGGUACAGACCCAGGGGUACUUGUGAACCACUAUCAAGAUACUGAAUGUUUCUCAUGUUUUCUUACAAAAAAAUCUGUAACCAUUCUUUGCUUGAGCAAAAAGGCUGAGUCACAGCUUUUCUGUCUCGGUAGAAAUAGUGAGACUAUAGUUUGCAGUCUGUUGAUUUGCAGUUUUCAUCUGUGUAUUUGAAUUUAUACAGUUCUGAAGAGAUGAAAUAGCCGCUGCCAUGUGGCUAGUUUACUACUGUACCAUUCCAGGUGCACUCUGGGACUUUCCUGCUAUUUUCCUCCUGGAGUGACACACAUGUUUUCCUGCCAACCCUGUGUUCCAGAAUUCUCCUGCCAUUGAAACACUGGAGUAAAUUAUUCAGCUUCUGGCAAAGACUUGUCAUGCUGGCUCUUCAAGUGGUAUGAUAACUUUGUUAGUUUUCCCUAAUUAAGAAGAAAGAGUUGUAAAAUUCUGCUGAUAUCAUUUUAUUUGAUAAAGUAAACCUUGCCUCGUAAAGGAUAAUUUCUCAGGUAGAAUUUUUCACAUUUUUUCUUUAAAAUGGCAAAAGCCAAUGUUCUUAUGGUUUUGGUAUUCAGAAUUCCGUUGUCAUUAAGUUCUUUGUUUAAUAAUGUACAAUAAGCCUGUAAGUUUUGCAGAUAUGAUAGAACUUUGAGUGAAAGAGAGGAUACUGUCAGAAAAUUAUAGUCUUGUCAAAUUUUUGACUUUGUACUUGUAGAUGGGAAGACUAACAGAAAAAUGCAUGCCCCUGAGCAAGAGGGUGUCUUAAAUAUUUGACUAUAACUGUGUUUAACUUAUUCUUCAAAUUAAAAUAUUUUCUCUUCAGAAGAUACAAAUGUAUAUUUAACAUGGAUUAAAAGAACGAAAGUCUAAUUUGCAGCUAAAGAUGUUGAUUCAUCCUUUGUUUUGUCAUCUUGGGCAGUAUUUAACACACCUCAUUGCAGUUACUGUAAAAUAACAAAGAAAUUUUUGAACUGUUUCUUAUACUGCUUAUUGACUGUUUAUCUUAAGCUUUUUAUUUUUUAAUAAAUUGGAUGAAAUAUGUCAGUUA